GACUCUUGCUCUUUUUGCCUGAACUCUUCUUGCAUCAGACUCAUAAGUAUGACCUGCUCAUAGCGCUGAAGACAGGAAAGCUGGUGAUCCUUGCUGCCAAGAAUGACCGCCUUGACUCUGAUUUGGAUCACUUGUAUCUGGUGGGCAAAUCUAGGAAAUGUGUUUGGGAAUGAAAAGGUCUACUCAGACAACAUCACUCGCAUUCUGGAUCGACUUCUGGAUGGAUAUGACAACAGACUGCGGCCUGGGUCUGGAGGAAGUGUUACAGAGGUGAAAACAGACAUCUUUGUCACCAGCUUCGGACCUGUCUCAGACGUUGAAAUGGAGUACACCAUGGACAUGUUCUUCCGUCAGAUGUGGGUGGACGAGCGGCUGAAAUUCGAGGGCCCCACUGAAAUCCUGCGACUGAACAACCUCAUGGUGGACAAGAUCUGGACCCCGGACACUUUCUUCCGAAACUCCAAGAAAUCCCUUUCCCACAACAUGACCACACCUAACAAGCUCUUCCGCAUCAUGCAGAACGGAACCGUCCUCUACACCAUGAGACUGACAAUCAGCGCAGAAUGUCCGAUGAGGCUGGUGGAUUUCCCCAUGGACGGCCAUGCCUGUCCUCUCAGAUUUGGAAGCUACGCUUACACCAACAGCGAAAUAGUGUUCACCUGGAGGAAGGGACUCGUCGCGUCUGUUGACUGUCCCAAGGAGUCCAUGAGUCUGCUGCAGUACGACCUGGUGGGACAGACUCUGUCCAGUGAGGUUUUCAAAUCAAACACAGGUCACUACUCUGUGCAGGUGGUCCACUUCCACCUGCAGAGGAAGCUGGGCUACUACCUCAUCCAGACCUACGUCCCCCUUAUCAUGGUUGUCGUGCUGUCACAAGUCUCUUUCUGGAUCAACAAGGAGUCUGUCCCUGCACGCACGGUUGCUGGCAUCACCACUGUGCUGACCAUGACCACCCUGAGCAUCAGUGCUCGUCAGUCACUACCCAAGGUGGCCUAUGCCACAGCCAUGGAUUGGUUCAUCGCUGUGUGUUUUGCCUUCGUGGCCUCGGCUCUCAUCGAGUUUGCGGCAGUGAACUACUUCGCCACCCUGCAGGCCAACCGUCUGAAGAAGAGAAAAGCCAGACAAGACAAGCUUGAGGUGUUGGCCACUGGCAGUGAUGAUGAAGACACCAUUUCGUUGGACAGCAGCCACAGAGGAGGCCUGAAGAAGAGGAACCACUCGGUGUGCCACAGCGAGCCAGGGGACGCUCCGCCAGUGCCCAUCUUCCUCCAGCAGGGCUCAGCUGUUCCCCCCAUCCCUCAGCUGGCUGGCACCAGUCCUAUCGACCAGUAUGCCCGUGUCCUCUUCCCCUUGACCUUUGCACUCUUCAACUUAAUCUACUGGUACAUCUACCUGGCCAAGGACACCAUGGAGAAGGCCAGAGAUAUAGAUCCAACCUCUUAAAGCAGGAGGACCUCAGCUGGGCAUGUGCUGCCGGAGAGACCUUCAGCGUUCACUCAGCCUCGCCCCCUCGCCUCUGUGAACAAGCACUCAGCAUUUGUUCUGCUUUCAUCCGACAGAGGAAAUGAAUCAGAAACUCAUUUAUUCUCCUGUCGCAUAUCUAUUCAUUUCACAGGCUGCGACCACUGCCCACUUGUGUUGUGAUCAGUCGCUGAAGAGCUGCCCUUCAUGGGCCUCGCUUCAAACCUGCCGCAACACACAACAACUCCUGAGAUGGCACACACACAUAUACGGGUGACGCUCACUUAGACACACACAAACCAAGAAACACAUCAAAAAGGAGUGGAUGAUAUAAUCUAUGAUGGCUGUAACUGGUGGUGAUGCAACAGUGAACCAAUGCUUUCAGAAGCCUGCCCUCUACAGAAGCACAGCUCCCACUACAACAAGAUCAAAGGCAAUUUAGAGGAGGCUUGCAUCCCUCCUUGCGGCUUCAAAAAUGUACUCAACCUGAGAAAAUGAAUUGUGGGAUUGUGUUUUUCAUCCCCACCUAUCUUCUCUGGCACUCUGACGCCAUUACAUUUGAGUUGUACCGCCGGCCUCUGAAAGCAUUGCACGGAAGGGUGGGAUUAUGCCCAUAUAGGUUUUUAUGACAUUACUUUUAUUUUCUAUUUUUGUAUAGCACGCUUGUUCCAUGCGUUUGUGGGUCCCCGCUCUAGCUGUGCGGGAUAAGCAUGAAAUUCUGCACCAAGUAAAACACAAAAACUGAUUGAAUACGGCUGCUUUUGACUUUUAAAAUGUAUGACCAUUCCAGCCCCACUGUGCAUCCUGUGGUUUGACCUUGCCACUAUGUAGACAAACUUAUCUGCCAUGUGAUGAACUUAAAAAUAAACCAGUGACUAAAAUGA
Molecule: messenger RNA, 2345 nt
Organism: Myripristis murdjan (pinecone soldierfish)
Lineage: Eukaryota; Metazoa; Chordata; Actinopteri; Holocentriformes; Holocentridae
Gene: gabra6a
Product: gamma-aminobutyric acid type A receptor subunit alpha6a
Exons: 10
Coding region: 103-1443 (446 amino acids)
Biological process (GO): monoatomic ion transmembrane transport
Cellular component (GO): membrane
Molecular function (GO): GABA-A receptor activity; extracellular ligand-gated monoatomic ion channel activity
Source: RefSeq, a predicted model, not a curated record